UCAAAGUAACAUUGAGCCAGCCUGCUGCUGCCCAAUCCCCUCACUGCCCCCUCACUGCCAGUCAAGAUGACAAACGCCUAUUUUUUAUGUUGUUUCUAUCCGUUCAGUUGAACAACGCCAAACUCCAAAACAUACCCAUAUCCCAUGAAGCUACCUAGGUAGCUUUGAAAAUGACGACCUAUGUAUGGAAGGCGCCGGGUGAUGGGAGCCUUCAACAAGUCCAAAUCGGAGCUGCUGAUGUAAUUGCUACUUUAUCUGCUGCGGCAACCGCCUGGGGGUGGAUUGGCGGCCUUGACGGAAUCAAAGGGGUUCUUCAAAACUUUCCACGCCUUCGUGAUGCGACCGACCUUAAGAAGUUAGGAGUUAACCUACAGCUUAAGGAUGCCACAUGUAAUAUCAUUACCAUGUCUGGGGUCUUCACAAUGCAGAACAGCGAUGGAAAAGACGCAUUUGGUGGCCAUCCCAUCACUCAGUUGAUUGGCCUCACUAUCUGUGCCUUGGCCUACAAACUUGGAACUGAUAAAGCUACCCAACUCUUUAUGGAUCACUUCGCCGACUACCUUCUCCAAGGGGAGAAGCAUGGAAUGGUCGAAGCCCUUCAUUUACAGCUUAUAGACAACGCUACACUUAUCAUCAAUGAAGGAGCGACUCGGGGACUUCAUAACAGUUUUGAACAGGCUAUUCAGAAUUCGCAUCUGGCACGGAAUCCGGAUGCGCCAAUAGCCCCGUCGCUUUUUGAAGCAGAUAUCGGUUACGUUGUUGGUCUUCUCCGAUGGAUCCGAAGCGGAAACACCCAGCCUUACCUAACGAGGAGCGCAGUCGUGUGCCAUGUAGCAAUUUGUCUCAAGGAGGUUGGCUAUAUGAUCGGGGUUAUCAGGGCGUGGGAUGGCGAAGGUGAAAUACCGACACACCGUCGUGGAAUUAUUUUGGUGACAGGCGGUAGUCAUGAUACGGAUCCAGAAAUGCUCACUGGAGACACUCUCAACUUGGGGGCUAAGCGGGCAGUGAUACAUUAUUACCGUCAAGAGACAGUGGGGUCGUUGCUAUUCAACAUAUUCGGCCAUUUGUCGACAUUGCAGGCUGACGCCUAUGACAACUACUUUAGGGAGACUAACAAGUGCAUAAAAAAUGCUCUCCGACUUACCUGGGCAAAUGUCACUAUGGGUAGGCCCAAGGCCGGCGAAGUUAGGCGACCAAAUCACAUCGCAGCGGUGCUAAGUCGGAAGGAAGCUUCGCAGUUGAGGCCUUCCAAAAUAGCCGUAUCUUUGGCACAUAUCUACUUCGCUGACUUGGCUGAAAUUAUUGCACCUUGCUAUGAAGUUAUUGCCCAAGAUGAAGUCCUCGCCGCCAUGAGAGCACACUUCAAAAAUAACACGACCACCCUAACGCCGGAAGCGAUAGAAUUCAGGAUAAUUUCGCUAUCAAUCUUCAUUAGCAUUGCCGAGAUACUCGCCGGUCCUGAUUAUGAUAAGCUUCAACAUGCAAUUAAGAUUGACGUACCACCUGAUCAAUUUUUAGAGAGCGUCAGUCGAAUGCAAUCGCAUCUCAAAAACGGCGCGAUGGAUUAUUGGGAAGUGGUAAUGUUUGUCGCCGUGUUUCAUGCGCACGCGGAUCCAUCGGUUUUGAUGGAGCCCCCCGAUGAUGGUAUAGUUGGUUAUAGGGAUGGGGCUUUUGCGGUUCUUCCCGCUCUAAUAUUUCAUCUUAAACCAGAUCAGCAGGCGCUAGGACUACGCUGCGUAGACGAAUUCUAUUCCUUACCCGUUCAGUCUGACAAUAAAAUUCGUUCAAGCCGAUCAGAUCCCUGGUUGCCAACGGAACGCGAGGAAGAUCCGCAUGAAUACAUGGUGGACUACCCCAAGUUGGCGCCAGCUGACGUAGAUAUUUACCUCUCUGUGGAACGCCUACCUACCCAACAAUCACCAGUCAUAUGCCUUGCAGCGCGGCAUGGCGGGUACCUCGUCGGAACAGUUGGAAUUAAGCCUGUUAUAGAUACCAUUAAUAGAAGCCCUAUAGCCUUUAUGGAUUCAUGCAAAGGCCAUAGUACUCGAACUAUGGCGCGAAUUUUACAGAGUUCGGAUUGGUUAAAACAUCGUCUAUAUAAUUCAAUCGACCAAGACCGGUAUAACAACUACAUAACGGUAGCAAAUCAUCCGCUGUGGGCGCUAUUCCUCGCCGGGCAGGAUGCGACCAAUAGCGGAGGCGUAUAUAUCGUAUUCGGCUGCUUUGAUUGUACAGCUGAGUAUCGUCAUCGCGUUGGUGAAUACCUAGCCCGCCGCCGGCUGCCUUCGCACACCCGGCAGUCUUCAGAUCCGCGGAUAAAAGAUGCCGGGGCAAUUUUCGUUGGUUUUGGUGGCCUUGGUACGGAUUCUUAUUUGCAAUUAGUUCUAAGACAACCAGGCGGGGGAUCAUGAAAUAAGUCGAGACGAACCAUAAGAACGAGCGUAAACCCCUAUACCUAGAAAUACUACCAAAAUAUCAACAUCCUUCAAUGACACACACUUACCUCCGCCCCCUCCCCCUGUGUCUUACUUUCUCUUAUAGAAAAAUUCUUGGAGGUUUGUAGCGAUAGGUUCCCCGAAUUCAAACCCCA
This is a messenger RNA of Hypoxylon trugodes, 2590 nucleotides long. RefSeq lists its product as uncharacterized. NCBI's taxonomy places the organism in Eukaryota, Fungi, Ascomycota, Sordariomycetes, Xylariales, Hypoxylaceae. The record is from RefSeq and is a predicted model, not a curated record. Bases 171 to 2411 code for a protein of 746 amino acids. The transcript has a single exon.